Caenorhabditis remanei is the source of this 2115-nucleotide messenger RNA. RefSeq lists its product as uncharacterized. Gene Ontology annotation, cellular component: cytoplasm; nucleus. NCBI's taxonomy places the organism in Eukaryota, Metazoa, Nematoda, Chromadorea, Rhabditida, Rhabditidae. The coding region runs from base 1 to 2115 and encodes 704 amino acids. Gene Ontology annotation, molecular function: ferrous iron binding; peptidyl-proline 4-dioxygenase activity; L-ascorbic acid binding. Gene Ontology annotation, biological process: cellular response to hypoxia; peptidyl-proline hydroxylation to 4-hydroxy-L-proline. The transcript is spliced from 10 exons. The record is from RefSeq and is a predicted model, not a curated record.
AUGAACAUUGCCACACUUGAUGAUACGGGAGGAACAACUAGAAUCAAUGAGGCGGCCGCUGGUCCCUCGACUUCAUCACUUUUCACGAAUCUGAUGCUUGGUCAGCAGCCAUCAUCAUCAUCCAGCACAAUCAUCCUACAGUGCGCAGUGUGUGGCAUUGUAGGGAACCAAUUACAAAAAUGUUUUUUCUGUGGAUCAGUCGCGUAUUGCUCCAAGGAGCAUCAGCAACUCGAUUGGGACACCCACAAAAUGAUGUGCAAGGAGAAGCAAACUAGCGGAACGGUGCCGAGUAAUCUGAUGCCUCACUCGACACCUGCCGCCCUUGCACCGCUACCGCCGACUGUUAAAUUUAAUGAUCCGGCACUGACGACAUCACUUCUUCUGUCACUUCAGCAUAAUCCUAUCCUUAAUCAGACGGUUUCAAAUUUCCAGCCAACGUUUUCAAUAGUUACCAAGUCUGAACCGGAAUCCCAAUUAUUUCCAAAUCCACCAAGGAUAACAAAUAGUUCAGUGCCGUUUAAUAGUGAAGGCAGUGCUUUCAAGCCAUACCGAAGUACGCACGUCUUCAAUUCUUUGUCUUCUGAAUCCGUCUCUUCUAUGUGCACAUCUCAUGAAGCAUCUCUAGAACAUAUGUCAUCUGCAUCGCUGACGGUAUUCCCAACUACCAGUACAGCAUCAAAUGAUAUUAGUAAAUUAGCGCAAGUCCUUAGUCUAGCUGGCGACUCCUCUAAUGCUACAGUAACCAAACCAUCACCAACUGCAGACAAUCCAGAGCCAAUAGUUGUAGGAAAAGAGAAGAUAAUCGAGACGGAUGAUCCAGAUAUUCAGAUCAUUGAAACAGAAGGAUCCACAAAGGCGAAUAUGGCGAGGACUCGAAAAAGACCGACGCCAUCGAACUCUGCUGAUCCUAAAAUCAAUUAUAAGGAUCACAAUAAGAAUGUUGUUUAUUCAACGACACUACAAGAACACCAAAAGCAUCUCCAAAACCGAGGCCUGGCGUUGAAUAUUCAUCAAGCAAUGGUUCUCCGACUGAGAUAUAUCGCUGAGCAUGUGAUUCGAAGUCUCAACGAAUUCGGAUGGGCCGUUGUUGACAAUUUUCUGGGUUCGGAUCACUACAAAUACACAGCCAAAGAGAUCGAGAGACUGUAUGAAAGAGGAUUGUUCAGUCCCGGACAACUUAUGGAGGGGAAGAAUAAGGACGAGAAUCAUAUCAAGGAUAUUCGAUCUGAUCACAUUUAUUGGUACGAUGGAUGUGAUGGACGGGCUAAGGAUGCAGCGACCGUCAGACUCCUCGUCUCAAUGAUUGAUUCUGUAAUUCAACAUUUCAAAAAACGAAUCGAUCAUGAUAUUGGAGGACGGUCUCGUGCAAUGCUUGCGAUUUACCCUGGCAAUGGGACUCGAUAUGUGAAACAUGUGGACAAUCCCGUAAAGGAUGGAAGGUGUAUUACUACCAUCUAUUACUGUAAUGAGAACUGGAAUAUGUCUACUGAUGGAGGAACUCUUCGAUUGUACCCAGAGACCUCCAUGACUCCAAUGGAUAUCGAUCCGAGGGCAGAUCGACUUGUAUUCUUUUGGUCAGAUCGGAGGAAUCCACAUGAGGUUAUGCCAGUCUUCAGACAUAGAUUUGCUAUAACUAUUUGGUAUAUGGAUAAAUCCGAGAGGGAUCGUGCCUUAGCUCGAGGAAAAGAGGCAGAUGCCGCGUGUGCAGCAAAGAAAGAGAAUGAUCCUUCUCCUCCAAACUCUCAACUUGGAACUCCUGCAAGGCCUAGAAAGAAUCCAAGUAGCCAUGAUUUGUCGAAACUUGAUCUUCGACUAUUCCCAUCAACAUCCUCAGAUCCAACAUUGGUGUCAGCGGCGUCUGAUGAUAGAGUUGACAAUGAAUUCCAAUCGACGUCUUCUUUGGCUCAUCCAGAAUCGACAGACUCUGGUGUCUCCCUCUCCACCUUCCACGAACCUCACAACCACCAUCUGGAACGUACCAGUAGUCUCCAAUCGAUCUCAGACCACUUCCGUUCAGAACGAUCAAAUGAACGUCGUAGCUCAGGUAGCAGUGACCAAGAUCUGGAUGAUGGAUUACCACCGCCACCGCAGAAUAAUCCAGAAUACAUCAUCUGA